Messenger RNA from Saitoella complicata NRRL Y-17804, 900 nucleotides. RefSeq lists its product as uncharacterized. Gene Ontology annotation, biological process: regulation of alternative mRNA splicing, via spliceosome. The transcript has 2 exons. Lineage: Eukaryota; Fungi; Ascomycota; Saitoellomycetes; Saitoellales; Saitoellaceae. The annotation marks the transcript as partial. The record is from RefSeq and is a predicted model, not a curated record.
UUGUCUGCAAAGCAAGUGGAGAAACAGGCCGAAGAAGUGGCAGAAGUAGAUCCAUCAGUGUACGAUUAUGAUGCCGUCUACGAUGACAUGAAGCGCGGUGAGCGUCGCAAGAAGGAAGAAUCACAGGGAGAGCAGCAGGAGCGAAAGCCUCGCUACAUGCAGAAUCUGUUAGCAAUGAAGCAAGUCCGUGACAGGGAUCGCCUACGAGCCGAGGAGAAGCUGAUCCAACGCGAAAGAGAGAAGGAGGGUGAAGAGUUUGCGGAUAAAGAAAAGUUCGUUACGAGCGCCUAUAAGAAGCAACAAGAAGAGCUUCGCCGGCUGGAGGAGGAAGAACGUGAGAAAGAAGGAGAACUGCAGAACAAGUCACAAGGUAUCUCGAGCUUUUACAGGAACAUUCUUGAUCGAGAAGAGGAAAGGUUCGAUGCUGUGCAAACCAGCGUCAGCUCUGGGAAGGAAGACCAAGGAAGAAAUGAUACGGAUCACCCAGAUAAAAAACAGGAAAAGAGCGACCUCCAACGCGCUUCCGAAGUGCAGGACAGAACCGGUCGUAAUGUCAUUGUUAACGAUGAGGGUGAGGUUGUCGAUAAACGACAACUGCUGUUGGGAGGUCUCAACAUUGUGAAGAAGGCAACGUCAUCCAGUGUACGGGUGCCUGCUAAGGCAGACGACCAGCAUGCUCCGAGACGAGACUACGCAGACCGGCCUCGAUCAGACGAUACGCGGGAAGCUAGAGCAAGGCAGGCAAGACAACUGGAGGCACAAUUACGGGAAUCACGGAAGCGGAAAGAGGAUGAGCAGCGAUCAAAACAGGAGGAACUCCUCAUGAAAUCGAAAAAAGCCAAAACGGAGAGCGAUGUGAUGAGUGCGAGGGAACGUUAUCUAGCGAGAAAGCGAGGCGAG